Messenger RNA from Rubroshorea leprosula, 1778 nucleotides. The record is from the annotation of a GenBank genome assembly. NCBI's taxonomy places the organism in Eukaryota, Viridiplantae, Streptophyta, Magnoliopsida, Malvales, Dipterocarpaceae.
CUUGUGCUGCUCAAAAGCUUCCCGCACAUUGCUUGCUGCAGCAGUGUACACAUCCCACCAAUCCCCAACAGUUUGACCAACCCUGAAAAGCUAUUUUAUAAUGCAAAAACAGAUGGUUGCCGUCCUCAACAUUUUCCUCAAAGACAGUCGUGAUUUUGCUUCAUUUCGUGUGAUUUGGGAGGAAGUGAAUGAGUUUUGGCCCGGCGUUCCCCUGAUUUCAACUGUUUUGAGUUAGGGUUUUGUUUCUCUUCGGUUGACUAAUAAAAAAAGUUUACAUUUGAUAUUUUGGUUUUUUGAUUGUCUGGGUUUAUGCAAGUGGUAGAGUAUUUCCAAUUUCUGAAGUUUAGGUAGUGCCAGACAGGAGCGGAGGAGUAUGCUUGCAUCAUAGUGGGAUAAUACUGUCUGUCAACUGCAUUUUUCCUGAUGAGGAUUUUGAAGUUUAUGGGAAUAGUUUGCACAAUUUUUCCCUUAUAGCUGUUAAACCAGUUCGUGGUGAUACUGUCUUAGAAUUCAAUUUCAGUGUGUUUUCUGAGAAGCCAAAAUGUGUUUGGUACCAUUCAUGUUGAUACAUUGUUUUAUAGUUUGGCUGUUGGGCUUGUGACAUAUCCACAUAUAAGAACAUACUUGUUAAACCUGAUAUUGAGACGAGAUGUAUGAAAAAUUCUUCUGACCCUCUCUUCUUUGGUAAGAAGCAUUCACAGGAGUUUAGUUCAAAUCUAUCGCUUCUCUACAUCAGAUGACAAUAUUUGUGGCUGUCCAGUUUUUGAAACCACGGGAAGAUUGAUUGCGUUAAUUGGAUUCAUUGACCUAGAUUUUAGUAAUGCAAUUAGCCUUGCUAAUUUGAGAGAGUUUUGUAUGGAGAAAAGGCAGCUAGGAUUUCCUCAAAACAUCACCAAUUGCUUUUGAGGGAGAUGGAACGGUUGAAGUUAAGACACAAGAAUGGGUUUCGGGGAAGAAAAGAAAAAAAAUGAAAGAUUGGGUGGAAGCAGCAAACAAACAAGAUCAGAAAAGUUUAUCAAUAAAAUAACUAGAUCAGAAAAGCUUUUGAAGCAGAAGCACCAUUUCUUUAAGCAUGCUCACUCGACUAUAGCUUGUACAUUUCCCAAUGGCCUUUCUCCAUUAGUCAAACAUUUUAAGAUGCAGAAGGUGUUUUGCUCAUCCUAAACUAUGUCAUUGGACUUUGUGAACUGCCGUUAAGAUAGGAUGUUUGUCUGCUGCAACUCUGAUUUGUCUUUUAUGUUUUAGACAAAAGAGACUGAUCUCCUAGUUGAGUAUGAGGCUCCUUAUCAGUACAAGGAACCCUAGUCACAGCAAAAGCAUAUAAGAGGAAUCUCUACCUGGAAUUUUAGCCAAGACGAUUUGAAAAGUCAGGCUGUACUGGCAAAUUCACGAUGAUAAUGGUGUGAGUUACGCUGAAGAUCAAGAUCUGAGUUGGGAGCAUUGUGACCAGCACAAUGAAGUUAGAUUGCCUGCAGAGGGUUCCCUGAGAUCUAAUAAUUCCAUUGGUAAACCUAGCCAGGAGGACAAGCUUAUUGAUCUUCAUGAUCUGGGGGCUUUGCUUGCUUCAUUCCGCAUUCAAACUCUUCACACUCUCUAGUAUGGCUAUGUUAUAUAUUUGCAAGAUAUUGUUGUUACUGAACAUUUUAUUGUGUAAGAUAAGUAGGGGGCAGUGAAAAUUUUUUUUCCAUGAAUAAUAGCCUUGAAAUUUCUUGUUAAACUUAAAUUUCAAUAGUAACUAUUAAAGGAGUACGUUGAAUCAAUAAAAAGCAAUACUCUGU